AUGCACUAUCUGAAGGGCCUCGUUCAAGGAGAGGCGCGCAUUCUCGACCCUAUCAAAAUAAGCGAGCAGGGCUACAAGGACGCUUGGCGAACGUUGCGGCUGCGUUUUGAGAACAACCGGCAGUUAAUCAAGUGUCACAUUCGGACGCUUUUCGACACUCCAGCGAUGCGCAAGGAAUCAGCUGAAGAUUUGCUUGCGCUGAUCGAUCGCUUCGAGCAGCAGAUAUCCGUUCUGAAGAGCUUGGGUGAACCAGCCGACCGAUGGAGCUCUAUCCUGGUUUACCAGCUAUCUAUACGCCUCGAUCCUUGUACGCUCCGGGAAUGGGAGAACCACUGUAGCAAACUCGAUGCUGACAACAUCGCUUCGGUUCUGGGAGGAACCGCCGGCACAUCAGAUGCGUCAACUUCAAUGCCAUCAUACGUGACGAUGGUAAACUUCCUCCAGAACUACGCUCGAGUUUUGCAAGCAGUUUCUUCAGCCUCUUCGAACACCGCUCCUCCUCGCAGCAAGCCAAAUCCGACAUCCAAGCUAGCAGCUUUUCCAGUCGCAGCUACACAGCAAACUGCAGUAUCCAGUGCACCCUCUUCCAGCGCCAGCAAGCCGAAGCCGUGCGACAAGUGCGGUGAGAGUCAUUACCUGUACAGCUGUCCGGAAUUUCGGAAACUCAACCUUCGCCAACGGAUCGACCUGGUAAGACAGAAAAACCUUUGCAUUAACUGUUUGAGAUCGAGUUCCCAUUAUGCCCGGAACUGUUCUGGGUCAAGAUGCCGUACAUGUACCAAGAAGCACCACACGCUUCUUCAUACAGAGCCCUCUGACGACAAUCCCGCUUCUGGUCAAGCCACCGGAUCAACUUGCUGUGUUGCCCUCCAGCCGACUCUCACCGCAGCAUCUGCGCUGCAUGCUCCAAACUCACUGUCACCCCAGUCUGUUUCGCAAGCUCCCAUCCAGCAACCGUCUACCUCUACCUCAAUCGCAAACUUAUCCCACAUUCAUGCGCCUUCCAUGAGUUCUCAGACUGCUCUCGUAUCACAUACUGGUGAAGUGAUUCCUGGAACCGUUUUCCUUCCGACUGCGCUAGUGGAUAUCCGUAACGGUAGAGGUCGCAUCGUCACUGCUCGUUGCUUGCUGGACUGUGCUUCCCAACGCAACUUUGUUUCUGGGGCUCUUUGCGAACGACUGCAGCUUCCUCGCAUCCGAUUGCCGCAUGCUAUCCCGAUAAGCGGAAUCGGAAACACUACAACGCUGGUUGAAUACCAGGCCACGAUAACCAUCUUCUCUCGAGUCACUCCCUUCUCCGUACAAUGCUCCAUGCUCGUUCUGCCUUCCAUUACCAUCAAGCUGCCCCAGUCGACGGUAGAAGCCCGCCACUGGCCGAUUCCAAAGCACGUGGAGCUUGCAGAUCCAACAUUCGCUGUUACUGGCGACAUCGACACGAUACGGCAGGAUAUCGCUCGGGGAAGAGUUACCGCUUCUGCAGAAUACAGAGUUCGGUUGGGUCGUCUCCGGAGUGUUUAUUGGAAAACCACGAUCACAGCGAUCCACGCAAGUGCCAGUUCAGUAAUCCCUGCACAAUCGAUGAAUUGGUCAACCGAUUCUGGCAGCUCGAAGAAGUCCACGAUGCAAAGGGAUGGCCGCUACGCCGUCAAGCUGCCCAAGCGUGACGAGCUGCUUUGGCAGUUAAAGGACAACAAAUACAACGCCACCCGCCGCUUCUUCUCUCUAGAACGCUCACUCGGUGCGAGUCCCGAUAAGAAGGCGAUGUAUCAGCAGUUCAUCCACGAGUACGUGAGAUUGGGACAUAUGCGGGAGAUUGGCCCCGAUGAAAUCGACGCGCAACCGCAAUACUACCUUCCACACCACGCUGUGACGAAACUCGACAGCACCACUACAAAGCUUCGUACCGUAUUCGACGCAUCAUGCCGCUCGAAGUCCGGUAUCUCGCUGAACGAUGUCCUGCUUCCUGGUCCCACAAUCCAGGACACUCUCGUGACGAUUGUCCUCCGUUUUCGAAUCCACCAGUUCGUGAUAUCUGCGGACAUUGAAAAAAUGUACCGGCAGAUUUUGGUCCAUCCCACCGACCAACCGCUGCAGCGAAUUCUCUGGCGCGACGAUCCCGAGGCUCCACUGAAGAGCUACCAGCUCCGCACCGUCACAUACGGCACAAGCAGUGCUCCAUUUUUGGCAACUAGGGUGCUGCAGAAGCUCGCCGAUGAUGAAGGGCAACAUUUUCCGCUGGCGGAACCCGCUGUCCGCCACGACUUCUACGUCGACAAUUUGCUGUCCGGUUCUGACGAUGCUGAAUCUCUCGCCGUUACCUGCAACCAAAUCAUUGCAAUGCUCGCAGGCGCAGGACUUCGUCUCCGACAAUGGUCUUCGAAUUGUCAAGCUAUUCUAGAUACCAUUCCGUUGGAGCUCCGAGACACUACUCGAUUUGGACCACGAGUCCUCCGUGACUGCACUUGGCCUCCGCUGGGAACCGUCGACCGAUUUUCUUUCGUUCAAGACGCCGAAUUGGAAGGAAUGCACGGUUUGAUUGGACCGACCAUUGCAAAGGCGAAAAUCAUGCUGCAGAGUCUUUGGAAACUCCAUCUCGACUGGGACACACCCGUGGCUAACGGAUUCGCUCACGAAUGGCAGGAAUUUCACCAGAAGCUUUCAGCACUUGCCCACCUUCGAGUUUUUCGCCAUGUGUUACGUCCGGGUUACGACCGCUUGGAGAUUCACGGGUUCAGCGACGCUUCAGAGUCUGCAUAUGGCGCAUGCAUCUAUCUCCGGUCAAUACCUGCCGGGGGCCCUUGUACAGUUCGCCUGGUGAUUUCUAAGUCCAAGGUCGCUCCGAUGGGGACUCAAACCAUUCCACGCCUCGAGCUAUGCGCAGCUCAACUCCUGUCCAGACUUCUUAAACAAGUUCAGGACAGCAUCGACAUAACCGCCACCACAUAUCUAUGGACCGAUUCUUCCAUCGUCUUGAACUGGAUAUCCGCAACUCCAUCGACAUGGAAGACGUUCGUAGCCAACCGAGUGGCUGAAAUCCAAGAGCUGACGUCUCACGCCGUUUGGAAUCACGUCCCAUCCGAAGACAAUCCCGCCGAUCUCGUUUCUCGAGGAAUGGACCUCGAUGAACUCCUCGCUAGUGCACUGUGGUGGAACGGACCGCAGUGGCUAAAACCAAUAUUCGCUCCUUGGCCAGCGAAGUACGUCGUCGUAGCGACCUCAAACUCAGACCAACCGGAGGUUCGACAGACUAUUGCCCUUCCGGUCGUGAGCGUAGAACCGUCAGAUAUCGUCGAUCGCUAUUCCAAUCUUCGUCAGCUACUUCGGAUCGGCACACUUCUUCGGCGUUUCGCCGCUAACUGCUUUCACCGGAAGAAUCACCAACCAAUUCUUGUCGGCCCGUUGACGGCUCUUGACAUUGAUCGCACUCUGCUCAAUCUGGUCCGUCGCAUACAACAGCAGUACUUUGCCAACGAGAUACGCCAACUUGAAACCGUCGGAAAAGUAAACCGUAAAUCCAAGCUACGGUAUCUGCACCCGACACUCGUAGACGGCAUUAUUCGUGUAGGCGGCCGGCUUCACAAUGCUGCAAUACCUGUCGACGGAAGACACCCGAUCGUCCUCCCCAAACAUCGUCUCACCGACAUGAUCGCCACGAGAGAACACCAUAAGACGCUCCAUGCCGGUCCCAGCUUACUGCUAUCCUCGUUGCGCCAAAGAUUUUGGCCUCUCGGCGGACGGAACUUGGUUCGCAACAUUGUUCACGGCUGCAUGGUAUGCGCACGUGCUAAAUCCAAGCCGCUGCAGCAGCUGAUGGGGGAUCUGCCAUCUGUUCGGGUCAACCAGGCGUACCCGUUUCAGAAUGUUGGCGUUGACUUGGCUGGGCCAAUGUACGUGAGAACGUCACUCCGAAAUAAGAGAUCGCCAUUCUUCAAAGCCUACAUCACCGUAUACGUAUGUAUGGCUACCAAAGCCGUGCACUUGGACCUUGUGUCGGAUCUGACCACUGGCACAUUCAUUGCGAGCCUGCGAAGAUUCGUCGGCCGUAGAGGAAAGCCUGCGCAUAUCUACUGCGAUAACGCCACGAACUUUGUUGGAGCACACCGAGAACUGGAAGAACUGCGGAAGCUUUUCCGAACUCAAGUUCACCAAGAUGCCGUAGCAAACGAAUGCGCAGACAACGGAAUACAGUUCCACUUCAUCCCACCCCGCUCUCCCACAUUCGGUGGAAUCUGGGAAGCCUGCGUGAAAUCCGUGAAGACCCUGCUUCGCAAAAUCCUCGGAAAUGCUCACCUAACCGAAACCGAGCUGCAAACCGCAUUGAUUCAGGUCGAGUCAAUGCUAAACUCUCGCCCAAUCACGCCGUUGCCGGACAAUCCAUCCGAUGAGCUGGCUCUGACUCCAGGACAUUACCUGAUUGGUCGUCCGUUGAAUGCGGUACCUGAUCCAGAUUGCCGUGAAGUUCCUGAAUCCAGGUUGUCUCGAUGGAAACGAGUACAACAGCUAACUCAGCACUUCUGGAGUCGUUGGCACAAGGAGUAUCUCGCCACCCUGCAAAGUCGCUACCGCUGGACAGAAGCCAUGGACAAUCUAGCCGUUGGUUCCAUCGUCGCUCUCAAAGAUGAGAGAGCACCGCCGUUGAAAUGGCCCCUGGGACGCGUGCUCAGCGUUCAUCCCGGCCCUGACGGCCUUGUUCGUGUCGCCACUGUGAAGUCGACCUUCGGCAUCGUUCAACGCGCCAUCCCGAAGCUCUGCUUACUUCCAAUUGAAGUUGCGCCACCCAUCGUAGCACAGAGUCCCGCACCAAUUAGCAGCCCUACGUCAACAACGCCAAAGGAAGGCCCUUGCUCAGGGAACCGAGCCGCCGGACGAGAUCCCGGCCCUUGCUCAGGGAACAGAGCCGCCGGACGAGAUCCCGGCCCUUGCUCAGGGUACAGAGCCGCCGGACGAGAUCCCGGCCCUUGCUCAGGGUACAGAGCCGCCGGACGAGCUCCCGGCCCCUACUCGGGGUAA
Messenger RNA from Topomyia yanbarensis, 5010 nucleotides. RefSeq lists its product as uncharacterized. Bases 1 to 5010 code for a protein of 1669 amino acids. Gene Ontology annotation, molecular function: nucleic acid binding. The transcript has 3 exons. Gene Ontology annotation, biological process: DNA integration. Lineage: Eukaryota; Metazoa; Arthropoda; Insecta; Diptera; Culicidae. The record is from RefSeq and is a predicted model, not a curated record.